Coregonus clupeaformis (lake whitefish) is the source of this 6876-nucleotide messenger RNA. Its product is annotated as kinesin-like protein KIF26A. Gene Ontology annotation, biological process: microtubule-based movement. The transcript is spliced from 17 exons. Gene Ontology annotation, molecular function: ATP binding; microtubule binding; microtubule motor activity. Bases 338 to 6256 code for a protein of 1972 amino acids. NCBI's taxonomy places the organism in Eukaryota, Metazoa, Chordata, Actinopteri, Salmoniformes, Salmonidae. The record is from RefSeq and is a predicted model, not a curated record.
CUGAACUUUCAUGACAGAGCGCCCCAUAUCCCCUAGUCAAACGUCCCAUCACAAAGUUAGAGGAAGUUGAAACCGAGAGCUCCACCCAUCCAUCCCAUGGAGGCUAUUACCUCAUCCGAACAUUCCACCAAAUUGAAUUCUAUCGCUGUCAGACGCGCUGUGGGAAUGAAUUAAACUGCCAAGGGACUACUGCGAGGACUAUCUUAUCACCAUACAUUUUUCUGGGCGAUUUACCAAUAUAUGCAAGGGCCAAAUCGUCACCAAUAAACGUGGGAACUGUAGGCAAUAACAUUACAGGUUCAAUCGAAAACGUGUGUGAGUUGGUAACAUAUACGAGAUGUACUCACAGUAUUGGAAUACGGCUCGAGGACGCAAACCAGACUACAGGAGAUAUACGGUUGUUGAGGGAGAGACCCUGAUAUCUCUGGGAGUCAAUCCAAGGAAGAGGCUUCACUCAGCGCCGGUGGAGGAUGUUGAAUGCGGCGGCCGGCCAAACCCCGAGGGCGCUGGGUCAGUGUCCGUGACGGAGUUGAGUCACUAUGGGGAAAAGGGAGAAGGCGAGGGGACCUUGUGCCAACGAUGUCAGAUCAUUGCUACAGAGCUGAACAGGCAAGCGCUUGCUUUGGCCGACCCUGCGUCCCUGAAGGACCCGGGCUUCGCCGUGUUCCUGUUCGACAAGCUCCAGCACCUCCAGUGUCCUCACAGGGGCCCGUAUGCUAGAGAGGACAGCAGCUGCCAGGUCUGUGGCACUGCCCUCCACCAACUGAGACGCCUGGCCCUGCAGAAAGCCCUGGGCCUCACCGGAGACAUGCCCGACCUGCAUCCUGGAGCCUUCUCCUCAGAGCUGCCCCACCGCCCUGCUGCCCACAGCAUGGUCACCCUACCCUGCCAGGACUGGUCCAUGGAGGACUCGCCAGCCAAGCAGCCACCCAGGUUCUAUGAUCAGAUUCCUGGGGAAAGGGUCAGGGGGGGACUCCAGGGUUGGGGUGCGAUCCAGAGCAGCUCCACGGGAGGGUCCAAGUCCUCGGGCCUGGCCACAGUGACUCCCAGACCACAGCACUACCUGGAGGGGGUGUGGAGAGUCUCUCGUGUCAGGAGGGAUCAUCAUCCUCAUUCCGCUAUGACUCCGGGCUUGGCUCCUGAUCCAUAUAGGAACUACAUGCCCAUGGCACCUGGGUGCCCCAUCUACGACUAUGCCGCCAUCACCCCCACCCAAUCCAGCCACACACCCUCCGCUGCAGCCUCCUUCUUCAUCAGGGCCGCCCAGAAGCUCAGCCUCUCAUCCAAGCGGAAGAAGCCCCAGCAGCCUCAGCCCCAGUCUCCGCCCGAACCUGCCGAGCCCCUGGUCUACACAGGCGGCUUCAGCGGCGCCCUGCAGCUGUCCCCGCCUGCCGUGCCGCCAUGCCUCCUCCGGGCCAGGUCAAAGGUCAAGGACACCCCGGGGAUGGGAAAGGUCAAAGUGAUGGUGCGCAUCUGCUCUGCCCAGGGCUCCAGCGACACCUCGGAGUCCAGGUCAUUUCUAAAGGUGGACGCCCGCAAGAAACAGCUGACCCUCUGCGAAACGUCCGCUAACAGUCACUCCAGUGCUGCCCAGAGGCGCGCCGCCGCAGCCGCCCCCAAGAUGUUCGCUUUCGAUAAUGUCUUCUCCCAGGAUGCAUCACAAGCUGAGGUGUGCUCGGGGACGGUGGCGGAGGUCAUCCAAUCGGUGGUGAACGGUGCAGACGGCUGCAUCUUCUGCUUAGGCCAUGCCAACCUCGGUAAGACAUACACCAUGAUUGGUCGGGACUGCUCCACACAGAGCCUGGGUGUGGCUCCCUGCGCCAUCUCCUGGCUCUUCAAGCUCAUUGAGGAACGCAAGGAGAAGGCCGGGGCACGCUUCUCUGUCCGCGUGUCCGCCGUGGAGAUCUCCGGCCGGGACGAGGCGCUGACCGACCUGCUGUCCGAUGUGUCCGCAGGCAGCCUGCAGGACGGCCAGUCUCCAGGGGUGUACCUGCGCGAGGACCCCAUCUGCGGGUCACAGCUCCAGAACCAGAAUGAGUUGCGUGCGGCCACUGCAGAGCGGGCAGCCUACUUCCUGGACGCAGCCCUGGCGGCCCGAAGCACCAGCCGCCCUCGCUGCGACGAGGAGGAGAGGAAGAACUCCCACAUGCUCUUCACCCUCCAUGUCUACCAGUACCUCAUGGAGAAGAGUGCCAAAGGAGGAAUGUCUGGCGGCCGCAGUCGUCUGCACCUGCUGGAUCUGGGUAGCUGUGAGACGGACAUAAGUCGGACCCGGGAAGGAGGUGGAGGCCAGUGUCUGUCUCUCUCUGCUCUGGGAAACGUCAUCCUCGCCCUGGCAAACGGGGCCAAGCACGUACCCUACAGGGAUAGCAAGCUCACCAUGUUGCUGAGGGAAUCUCUGGGCAACAUCAACUGCCGAACCACCAUGAUAGCACACAUCUCCGACUCACCAACCAAUUACAUGGAGACGCUCACCACCAUGCAGCUGGCCUCGCGUAUCCACCGCAUGAGGAAGAAGAAAUCCAAGUAUGCAUCCAGCUCCUCUGGUGGCGAGAGUUCCUGCGAAGAGGGACAAAUCCGCAAGCCACACUUGAGACCCUUCCACCCACGAACCGUGGCUCUUGACCCGGAUAUGCCCACAUUGCUGUCUAGUGACCCGGACUACUCCUCCAGCAGUGAGCACUCCUGCGACACGGUCAUCUACAUCGGUCCUGGUGGGGCCACCAUUUCAGACAGAGAGCUAAGCGACAAUGAGGGCCCACCUUCCUUUGUUCCCAUCAUCCCCUCACUGAACAGGAAGCGCUGCAAAGACACCCAACGCCCGGAGGUGGAAUACUUCAAGUGCAACACGUUUGCGGAGCUCCAAGAGAGACUGGAGUGCAUCGAUGGCAGCGAGGGCCCAGCUGCCUUCACUGGGGAGGGCAAGGGGGCACAAAUAGCCCCAAGCACUCAAAGUGGGACUACCAAAAGCCCAGAGGAGGCUGUGUCCCCCAAGACUGUUAAAUCCCCCUACCAAAAGCCCCUGAUUAGCACAACAACCACCCACACAGCUCCCGCUAUAUCUGAGCAGGAACAUUCCAAAUUGUCCUCAGAUGGAGGGGUCCCAGAGAGUCACAAACGGACAAGUGCAGAUGGGGAGAAGGUUCUGGCCUGUGUGGUUAAGCCCAGCAGGGUUUUGUUCCAAGACUCAGAGCCUGUGGUGCGAGAGAAGGUCUACCUCAUCAAAGGACCUACUGUACCUAAGCCUUCUGCCUCUCCUUCUUUGCCAAGAUCCUCCAGAACACACUCUCAGGGCCUGGAUGCCAUCUGCCGGGCACCCCCUGUGGGCAUGAGUCAGCAGGCCCUAAGGCAAGAUCAACCCGGGGGGUCCCCGGUCCUGGAGAGGGCCCAUCAUGGCAGGAGUCCCAUGGAGGUGAGCCAUCUUCGGGCAGCCUUGAGGGGCAGGUGCCUGGAGAGAGAUAUCCUGAGGACCACGAUCACCCUGCAGCAACCUGUGGAGCUGAAUGGGGAAGACGAGCUGGUGUUCACGGUGGUGGAGGACCUACCUAUAGGCCUGGUCCCAGACAAUGGGCGGCCCUCCAGCAUCAUCAGCUUUAACAGUGACUGCUCCCUUCAGGCCCUGGCCUCAGGCUCCCGUCCUGUCAGCAUCAUUAGCAGCAUCAACGAUGAGUUUGAUGUUUACACGGCUCAAGAGUGUGCGUCUGGGGUGAGCUCAGCCUCACAGGAGAAGCUGUUUGCCGAUCAUGGUAGCAGACAGUCUUCCAUCAGCUCCUGGCCGAGCGAAGUGAGCGUGUGCUCGCUGGAGAGCGACGGCACCCAUUCGACAAGCAGAUUCUUACAGAGGGCUAAGUGCAUGGCACCGGAGAACACCUCCAUAUUGUCCCCUCCUGCUAUAUUCCGUAGGGAGCCAUUCUUGCAGCAUGGUGCCAAGAGCUCCCUAAAUGACAGUGGUGUCUGCUUCUCUGAGUUGGACAGUGACCCCGCCACCCCAAGCAAGCUCUCCCAAACUAAAUGCCCACCUUCUCCUGACUCUACCAAAGCAUCUCUCAGAGCAAACUCUCUGAACACCUCAGCAUCUUCUCAGAUCCCACACCAUGCUGUUCACUCCAGUCUUCCCAGGAAAACCAAGCCUACCUCAUCAGUUGCCCCAAGCUGCAGCAGGCAAGAAGGCAAGCAAGACGACCUCUGGUUGCGAGGGGGCGGCCAUUUGGAUCCUAGAGCGACUGAAUCCACUGUGGCGAGUAAGCCACCCAGAAAUGGCAUGAGUGGCCUCCCAUCCAGGAAGCUGGGAGGAAACAGCAACAGUGUACCUCGACCGCCAAAGGCACAGAUAUCCUCCUCGACUCAGAGGGCGGUAGACGGUUGUGAGAAGUCCAGCAGCAAGAAAGCAGAGACCAUGAGCAGGAUGCCACAGCUCAGGCGAGGCGCCACCACUCUUGGAACAGUGUCAGUCCCCCACAGUUCCCCUGAAUCAAAAUGGGGCCACGAUGGCUCUUCAGGAACUGGUAGUCUGAGAUUCUCCUCUUUGGGAAAGAAGGCAAAUGGACAGAAAAGCAGCAUGCUUCCAAAGUCUGGCUCUAUCUCUCCUCCUGCUCCACCUGUUCGCAAAUCAAGCCUCGAUCAAAAGACAAGGAUAGUCUUAUCUCCUAGUGCCUUAAGGGCAGCCAGCGACGCUGCAAGGUCCUCAUUACCUAAAACAUCCGUCUCUGAGCAGGAAUUUGAUGUUCGAUUCAGAGGGGAUUUGUUUAGCUACAAAACAUCCAGCUUGAAGGCUGACCAUGGCUCAGCCAAGAUAGCGUCAAGCCUGAAGACACGAGGAACCAAAGGCGAUUCUGGAAGGUACUAUGGUAGCCUGAUGUCCUUGGAGAGAAGUGACAGUCUAAACUCAGUGAGGUCCAAACCUGGCCUGUCGAGAGAGAAUAGUGUCAGUAGCUUAGGAGACAAUGGAAAAUCCAAUAGAUCACUGCCAAGACUUGGGGUCCCCACCUCCACUACUUCCACAUCCACUGCUACCUCUCCCCUUUCCUCUACCACCUUUGCGAUGACAAGCAAGUUGGGACAGCUUAAAGCUAAUGUCAACCCCAGGGCCAUAGUUGCCAGUGGAUCAAAGGCUAGAACUUUGUCUGCCAGCAGUUCCAAGACCCUUAACUACUCCACCAAAUCCGUUGACGCGCCAACCGCACGCAAUGCCAGCCUACCUCCAACUGGGAAAUCCCCAGCUCGUUCUUUGGCAGGGACCAAUGGCAAGCCUGGCAGGGGAACUAUCAUGGGCACUAAGCAGGCCAUCCGGGCUGCCAACAGCCGAGUUAGUGAGCUUGUGGCGGGAAGCCCAAGGAAACAUCUAAGCAGGGGUUCAGGGGACAAUGACAACGAUAGCGGGGCAAGUGUCAGCGGGUCCCCUGUCAGCACGCCACUACCCUCGCCCUAUAGCAAGAUAACAGCCCCGCGGAGGCCCCAGCGUUACAGCAGCGGGCAUGGUAGUGACAAUAGCAGUGUGCUCAGUGGGGAGCUUCCACCGGCCAUGGGUCGCACUGCACUCUUCUACCACAGUGGGGGCAGCAGCGGUUAUGAGAGCAUGAUCCGGGACAGCGAGACCACAGGCAGCGCCUCGUCAGCCCAUGACUCCAUGAGCGAGAGCGGGGUGUCCACCUCCAAUAGGAGUAGAGUGUCUAAAUCACCCAAGAAGAGAGGCAAUGGCCUCCAGCGGCGCCGUCUCAUCCCUGCUCCCCUGCCGGACACCUCCUCCCUGGGCAGGAAGGCUGGCGUACCAGGCCAGUGGGUGGACCUGCCCCCCUUGGGUGGGACCCUGAAGGAGCCCUUCGAGAUCAAGGUGUACGAGAUUGACGACGUGGAGCGGCUGCAGUGGAGGCGAGAGGGUGCCACGGGGACAGAGCCAUUCCAGGAUGUGGAAAAGGGCCUGCUGUACUUCAAUGCAAGGUUGAGGAUGCUGGAGAAGAGGCAACAGCAGAUCAGGGAGCUGAGGGCCAAGCACGAGAGGUUGAGGGGGGAACUGGAGGAUGCCAAGAGCAGGCUGAUGCUGGACCCCUGCAAGUGGAGCGGAGAGUUUGAGGUGGACCCGGAUCUGGACAAAGAGUCCCAGGAGUACCUGGAGGCUUUGGAGCAGGUCACGGGCGAGCUGGAGUACUGUGUCAACCUAUGCAAGUCGCGUGUCAUGAUGGAGACCUGCUUCGACAUCGUGGUGUCGGCAUCCGCCGUCGCGCAAGGGGGGCAACAGAAAGGAGGUGUGGAGGUGUGAGAAAGCGAGAGCAAGUGAGAGAAAGUUGAUGUGAAAGGUCAACGGAGCAAAACAAUUGGUUCCCAAAAAAUCAAAUGAAGGUCUCUUAUUUCAGAGACUGAUAAUAGAGUCAAAGGAGGAGAGAAGGCCAAUGGGAAAGAGGACUAACGUGAAAGUCAACCGGUGUAGGUUACAGAGGUUACCAUAUAAAGAGGAUGGCUGUUCCUCCAUAAAGGAGAAUGUGUACUACUUGUACAGUAGACAAAACCUGGCUUCAAUCAGAGUACAAUUAAACGGAACUUUGGACAAACUGUCUAUGUUUCCUGUGGGAGGAAGGAUAGCUCUAACCAAGGAUGACCGAACACCUUUGUCACCGUCACCAGAAAGUGCCUUGAUCUGACUGAUUCCAAGGGAAUAUCAUUUUUUUUCUGAUCAGUGCUAGUCUUAAAAACCAGCUUACCUGAGCAAACUCUAAACGUAUUCCUUAUGAGAAAAUUUGUAUUUUGUAUUGUAAUGUUGUACAGUGUAUUUAUAUGAUUACAAAGUAUGUAAAAAAAAGUAUCUUUUUGGGUAUGAUGAAAAAACAAACCAUGAAUAAAAUGAGAGAAAAGCAAUAAGUUGAUCAUUAUUGCAUACACAAA